Messenger RNA from Malassezia globosa CBS 7966, 1272 nucleotides. RefSeq lists its product as uncharacterized. NCBI's taxonomy places the organism in Eukaryota, Fungi, Basidiomycota, Malasseziomycetes, Malasseziales, Malasseziaceae. The record is from RefSeq and is a predicted model, not a curated record. Bases 1 to 1272 code for a protein of 423 amino acids. Gene Ontology annotation, molecular function: protein binding. The transcript has 2 exons.
AUGCUCGCUCAUUUGCCGCAUGAAGUAGCGAUCUACAUACUUUCGCUACUGACGCUUGAAGAUGUCUUGUGUGCAUCGCUUGUUUCGCGUCAUUGGAAUCGUCUCACCACCAAUCCCGCGUUAUGGCACCGGCUAUUUUUCAAAAGACGCGGCUGGCGUAUCCGGCCCGACUAUAUCACAUCGCUGUUAAACAAUACGGCACUGAAUGCUGCGCGUAUACCCAUUAUUGAUUGGAAGGCACUAUACGUGGGACGCCACGAACUUGAUCGUCGCUGGUUUGCGCUCAAGACGAAAGUUCGAUCGAACACAUUGGCCGUGCCCUUUAGUCCGAAACUGGCCCGGUGUAAAGGCCACACGAACAGUGUAUAUUGCUGUGCCGUUUGCCCGCCAGCACCAGCUUGGCCUCAUGGGUAUAUAAUUACGGGCUCACGCGACUGGUCUAUUCGUAUAUGGGACGCUGCUUCUCGUGAAUGCCUUGCAACUCUUCAGCAACAUCAAGGCAGCGUGCUAUGUAUGACCUAUUCAAACGGUAUGCUGGUCUCAGGCAGUUCUGAUGGAACUGCGUGUGUAUGGAUAAACGAAACACUCGCAGGGCGGCCAUGCCCUGCUGGGACAGACCAAGCUAAUUCGCCUCUCUUCCAUGCUCGGUACCAGCUGUCUGGGCAUCGUGCAGGCAUAUUAGAUAUUUGUUUUGACAAAUGUUGGAUUGUAACGGCAAGUCGCGAUGGUACGCUGUGUGUAUGGCACCGUUAUAGCGGUGAACUUGUACGUGUGUUUCGUGAACAUGGCGCAUGUGUGAAUGCGUGCAGCAUAAAUGACGGACGUGUUGCGAGUGCAGCGAGCAAUGGAACUGUGUAUAUUUGGGAUCCAGCAUCAGGCUAUGUGCUGCAAAGAUUGAAUGGAAUUCGUUGUGGUAUUGCUACUAUCCAAUUAUCAGGCGCGAUAUGCUUGACAGGAAGCAGCGACAAGUGCAUCCGCAUAUGGGAUGUGACGUCAGGGGCAUGUAUAUUCCGAACGUUGUGCUACGAUGAAGACCGCCAGUUGCUUCUCAGUGGUGGCUGGGAUCGUAAGACGCGACUAUGGGAUCUUUCACGAACACUCGCACUCGAAUCGCAUCCCACACCCGUCCUGCUGCUUGAAAUCGGCGUCCAUCAUACGCGCGUAUUCCACGUCCAGCUGGACGUAACACGCAUACUCUCCGCAUGUGAGGACCAUUCUCUAUGGAUUGCAGACUUUGGUGGCCAAGGCAUAAUAACUGACAUGUACACUUGA